CCCCCUUCUGUUUAUACAUAAUGUUUGGUCUCGUCCCGCUUCUAUUUACUGCCCUCGCCAGCGCAUACCCCAACCGGGGUGCUUGCACAGGCAACUGCUGGGCCCAUGACCCUGCCAUGAUCCAGCGUGUGUCUGAUGGGAAAUAUUACCGCUUUUCGACGGGCACCGGUGUUAGCACUCAUAGCUCGCCGUCAGUGAAGGGUCCAUGGACAGACCUUGGUUCGGCGUUGCCAAAUGGGUCUAAGAUUACCCUCGAUAACGUGGACAGCACGAAUAUCUGGGCCCCUGAUGUGCACUACCAGAACGACCAGUACUAUAUGUACUACGUCCUAUCACAGAUCGGCACUCAGAACUCACAGAUCGGUGUAGCAACAUCCAAGACCAUGGAACCUGGCAGCUGGACAGACCACGGUUCUGUUGGUCUCCCUGCAAACGACAACUACAACCGUAUCGAUCCCGCCUGGAUCACCAUCGGCGGCAAGAACUAUAUGAACUUUGGUUCUUUCUGGGGCGAUAUCUUCCAGGUCGAGAUGGAGACUCCUCUGCAAGUUGGCAGCGCAACUCCCUACCAAAUCUCCUGGAAUGCUACCCUCAACCACCGCGAAGAGGGUUCAUACGAGUUCAAGCACGGCGAUUACUACUAUCUCCUCUACUCCGCUGGUAUUGCGGGCAAGUACACAAAGACAUUCCCAGCUGAGGGUGCUGAGUACCACAUUCGUGUUUGCCGAUCCUCCACCGGUCUUGGUGACUUUGUUGAUGCCGAUGGAAAAUCCUGCAAGGAGACCGGCGGCACCAUGCUCCUCUCCAGCCACGGCCAGGUGUUCGGACCCGGUGGCCCUGGUGUGGUCAAUGACAAGGACCUCGGUGUGGUCAUGUACUACCACUACUACCCUCUUGCCACCAAGCAGAGCACCACCGUAUCCGACAACGCGAACUACAGGUACGCGUGGAACGUUCUCGGCUGGGAGAACGGCUGGCCUUUCGUCAAGGCCACUUAAUGCACAUACUUCUCGUCGCGGGCCCGCGACACCGAUACAUAUUUCUUU
This is a messenger RNA of Penicillium crustosum, 1046 nucleotides long. RefSeq lists its product as uncharacterized. The transcript is spliced from 3 exons. The record is from RefSeq and is a predicted model, not a curated record. Bases 21 to 998 code for a protein of 325 amino acids. NCBI's taxonomy places the organism in Eukaryota, Fungi, Ascomycota, Eurotiomycetes, Eurotiales, Aspergillaceae. Gene Ontology annotation, molecular function: arabinan endo-1,5-alpha-L-arabinosidase activity. Gene Ontology annotation, biological process: carbohydrate metabolic process.